Messenger RNA from Carica papaya (papaya), 836 nucleotides. Its product is annotated as protein PLANT CADMIUM RESISTANCE 2-like. The record is from RefSeq and is a predicted model, not a curated record. Lineage: Eukaryota; Viridiplantae; Streptophyta; Magnoliopsida; Brassicales; Caricaceae.
CAACCAGAUCAAAAUAUCAAACACCAUACAUUUGCAAAACACUUUGUGCUACCCAAAACGGUGAGUUUCUUUUCUUAGAUUUAUCAAACAAAAUUUUACGAGCAUGCAAUCUUCAAAUCCAAAUGCUCACGGCAAGUCGGUUCAGCACGUAACCCAGCAAGAAUGGUCAACUGGCUUCUGCGAUUGCUGCUCCGACGUCCCAAACUGUUGCCUUACGUGCUGGUGCCCGUGUGUUACGUUUGGACGAAUAGCUGAAAUCGUCGAUCGAGGAUCAACAUCAUGCGGAGCAAGUGGAGCUCUAUAUGUAAUACUAAGUGCCUUGACGGGGUGUGGAUGCUUGUAUUCUUACUGCUAUCGUACCAAGAUGAGAGAGCAGUAUAAUAUUGAAGGAAAUGAUUGUCAAGAUUGUUUGGCUCAUUUCUUUUGCGAGUUAUGUGCUCUCACCCAACAGUAUCGUGAACUUCAGAAUCGAGGAUAUAACAUGAUACUCGGAUGGAACGGAAAUGCGGAGCAACAGGGUCGUGGGGUGCCAAUGACUAGGCCUCCGGCGGUGGAAGGUGGCAUGACCAAAUAAAUAUGAAUCAAUUCAGAUUUUGAACUUAAAUUGUGUUGUUGAAGUUAAUCUUCUGGAAUUUCUGUUUGUUUGUUUGUUUUUUUUAAUUAUCAGAUUCUUACGUUGUUGAAAUUAAUCUUAUGGAAUUCCUAUUUGUUUAAUUUUAAAAUUUUUCAGUGUUGUCGAAGAUAUUUAUCUUCUUCUACAAAAUAAGAGUUUGUAAGAUUAAAAUUGAAGUUUGAGAAUGAGAUUUGAUAAUAAAAUCAUAGUUCGAGUGUUACCA